AUGGCACCUUUGCUUGGCACAGAUGGCAAUUGGGAUGGAGGUGCUGCAUGCUCAUCUCGCAAAUCCGAAAUAUCAGUGCCUCAUCUCAAGAGUAUUCUCUAUGUUGAUGCAUACGACUCGUUCUCUUACAAUGUCGUUGCGAUGCUUGAGGAGACGCUCAACGUCAAAGUCACUGUGAUGACUAUCGACUCCGAGUGGCCUGAUGGAAACAUGCACGAAUUCCUGCGCCAUUAUGAAGCCAUCGUUCUCGGGCCGGGACCUGGAAACCCCAACGAUCCCAAAGAUGUCGGCAUCAUGAAAGAUAUCUGGAAUUUGCAGGAUACCGAACUGCUUCCGGUUUUCGGGAUCUGCCUCGGGUUUCAGAGUUUGUGCUUACAUCACGGCAUCCCCAUUGAAAGACUGCCGUAUCCCAUACAUGGGCAAGUUCAUCACAUCGCUACGGAGGCCAAGGACAUAUUUGAAAAUGUUCCAUCUCUCGAAGUGACACUCUAUCAUUCCCUCUACGCCAAUCUUGAUGAGACGAUUGAUUCGCAAAAUUCCGCAAUCAGUGACCUAGACUUUCUGGCAUCUUUGACUCUGGAAGGCGGCGCCACUUCAACCACCCGGAUUCCAAUGGCCGUCCGACAUUGGCAGAAGCCGUUCUGGGGUGUUCAGUUCCACCCUGAAUCGUGCAAGUCAGAAAAGGAAGCAUGUAAGAUACUACUACGAAAUUGGUGGCAGCUGGCUCUCAAAUACAACAAAGUAUCUGGCCGCGGUGGUUAUAGCCAGCUACCCACCGCAAUCAUCAGCCCUUGUGAAGAUACCACGCCUUUUCCUAACAUCGCCUACGACAUGUUGAACUGGAGCUCCGCUACGUCUGGAUCUUCCACCCAUCGAGUAUUUGCCAGGGACUCUUUGAGCACCGAGACCAUCAGCAACCUAUUCAACGCACCAGGAUCUCCCACGGUCCUAUUUCAAUCUAAUGGCCAAUAUAGCAUUAUCUCCGUCCCGAGCCCUGGAUCUUGGCGAUUGGAAUAUUGGGCCAACACGCAAAAUAUCAAGAUGUACCAAUUACACGGCGAAGAAAAGAUCAUAGAGAAGCGUAUAUCUGUUGAUCAGCUAUGGGACGCUUUGCGCUACUUGAUGGAAAUGAAGAAGGUCGACUCUGGAAGUUCCCAGAUCCCCUUUUGGGGUGGCUUCCUAGGAUACUUCUCCUACGAACUUGGCCUGGCAUGCCUUCCUCAUUCCCAUGGAUCGCUACCCAUACCUACGGCUUCGGGUAAUGCAAAUGGCAAUGCUCCGGAGGGUCUCCCAGAUGUCAGUCUGCUAUGGUGUGAGCGAAGCAUUGUGAUUGAUAACACUACCGGGGAUGUUGUGAUUCAAUCAACCAUCGAAUCGGAUCAUUUGCCUCUAGGCUGGCUUGAUGAAACUUUACAGCUCCUGCAAGAGCGCUCCCGUGGCCCAAAAGACAGCCAAGGCGAUGAUGUUGCUUUUCUGGACCCUAUCCUUCGUGAGGGCAUUCACUUAACUCCAGAUGAGUCGGCGUACAAGCAGAAAAUUGCAGCUUGUCAGGCACAGCUGGAAGCUGGUGAAUCAUAUGAGCUUUGUCUUACGGGCGAGACAUCGAUCUCCCUUCCCAUCCCAACCCAAGAGAGCGAUCGACUCGAAUUCCCAUGGAAACUGUAUAAGAAGCUAAGAAAGUACAAUCCGGCUGCAUUCAGUGCUUUCGGCGACCUUGGAAAUACAAAGAUUGUCAGCAGCAGCCCGGAGUGCUUCCUCAAUUGGGACCGCACCUCCAUGCUGGAAAUGAAGCCAAUGAAAGGAACAGUGAGAAAAUCACCCUCAAUGACUUUCGAGAAGGCCAAGGCAAUCCUGGGCUCGUCGAAGGAAAUGGCCGAGAAUCUGAUGAUCGCCGAUCUAAUCCGGCACGACUUGUAUGGUAUCUGUGGCUCUGGCGGCGUUCACGUUGAGAAGCUUCUCGAGGUGGAAGACCAUGGCCGAGUCUACCAAAUGAUCACCCACGUCAAGGGCGAAGUCAAGCCUGAAAAGCUGGGAUGUUCUGUCCGCCACAUGCCACAACUCAAAACCUCGAAUAUGGCUGUCCACGGUCUUACUGCUCUGCAACGAUGCCUACCUCCUGGGUCCAUGACGGGUGCACCAAAAGAACGCUCUUGCAUGCACCUUCAAACCAUCGAAGCGCGCAAGCGCGGAAUCUACUCUGGCGUCAUGGGAUAUCUUGAUUUGGGUGGUGGUGGAAGCUUCUCAGUCCUGAUCCGUACUGCUUUCACCUCCAACUCGGCAAAUUCUCCGGGUCGACAAGUCUGGCGAAUUGGCGCCGGUGGCGCUAUCACUACUCUCAGCACCGCCGAGGGCGAGUGGCAGGAAAUGCUGACCAAACUGAACACUGUUCAAAACGUCUUCAGGCCAUCCAAUACUGCCUGA
Molecule: messenger RNA, 2421 nt
Organism: Penicillium manginii
Lineage: Eukaryota; Fungi; Ascomycota; Eurotiomycetes; Eurotiales; Aspergillaceae
Gene: pabA
Product: aminodeoxychorismate synthase pabA
Exons: 1
Coding region: 1-2421 (806 amino acids)
Biological process (GO): L-tryptophan biosynthetic process
Source: RefSeq, a predicted model, not a curated record